Messenger RNA from Pisolithus orientalis, 1115 nucleotides. RefSeq lists its product as uncharacterized. NCBI's taxonomy places the organism in Eukaryota, Fungi, Basidiomycota, Agaricomycetes, Boletales, Pisolithaceae. Bases 79 to 744 code for a protein of 221 amino acids. The transcript has 4 exons. The record is from RefSeq and is a predicted model, not a curated record.
GACUCUUACCGGCGCAAUCUACGGCCAGCGAGUACACAGCGGAUAUCGACCUGUGCCGGAGGGGAUCACCUACCUAAUAUGGCCAACCUAGAAAAGGGAGAAUUGGAGCCUUCGCGACUGGCACCUUCCCCUCUUCCUCACAGUACUGAUGCAAUGAGUGGCAUAGGUGUCACGCACGAUGACGGUCCGGACCGGAUGCCAGAUCUUGAGCCUCUCAGUGAGGUUCCCAGCGAAACACAUUCGGCGCCCUGUAGUUGGCCAGAUAACUUCACCCAACCCCCACUUCACCUAUCCGACCGACAAGGCGUGAGAUGGAAAAGAUUCAAAAAUGCCGCAGCGUCCUUCAAACUGAGCCUUGUGCUGGAGAAUAAGGGUAACGUCGCGCGUGAUCACUUGGCAGCCGAGAGAACGUACCUGGCAUACGUCCGCACAAGCUUGGCUUGCGCGAGCGCUGGUGUUGCUCUGGUGCAACUCUUCGCAUUAUCCAGCUCGUCAUCUUCAACUACCACUUCACAAGGAACCACGAACACGCAGAAGUUUGCCCGCCCUCUGGGUGUUACUGUCGUCGUAUUCGGGAUUGCUGUUCUUGUUCUCGGUUUAACUCGCUACUUCACAGUCCAAGCUGCAAUGCUGCGCGGCCGCUUCCCUGUUGCGCGUACCACGAUUACCUUGAUAUCUGUCGCCCUUGCGGCGCUCGUGAGUGUGGUCAUGGGUAUUCUUCUUGCCGAGACGAAGGAAUCGUAGGCUUUUUCGUCUGUGCGGGGGAAGUACUGUGGAGCACUUAGAAUAGUACAGUCCCGGGGCCUUCGUCACUAUACCGAACAUCGAUGUCGCAGUCUUCCGCGCUUCACUUGUGGGCUGGCUCUAUGCCUUGGGAUCACCAAAGACCUGGUGGAAAUUGGCGGGAGGAGCAGGGGGACUGUUUCGUGUCAUGACUAGGAUGCUGGAUAAACUGCAACACUGGUAAUGAAAAUGACACCUAUGCCAUCAUCAUAUCCAGGUGUGGUCUCUUUGGUCCAUGCUAACCUAUCUUGUAUACUGUCUUUUGUUGUCACUGACAUUCCAUCAUGACUCUGUGAUAUAUACAUGUGGUGAAGAUGAAAGUGUUGUCUGCC